Molecule: messenger RNA, 5498 nt
Organism: Porites lobata
Lineage: Eukaryota; Metazoa; Cnidaria; Anthozoa; Scleractinia; Poritidae
Source: the annotation of a GenBank genome assembly
AUGGAAGAUCAAUACGUCGUUUUACUUGAAAGGGUUGUGGCUGAAAAUGUUCGUCUCAGAGAAGCGAUGGAAGCGCGAGACAACGAACAACGACGAAUGUUUGAGGAACUUGCUUCAAAAAUAGAGAGCUCUAACACUGAACCAGAAAGAUCAGGACGAUCGAGUAGGAAAAGAAGGAGGAAAAUCUCAGUCCCGCAGCAGUGUCGCGUAAGUAUAAAUAUUUCUGUUACUUUUCUGUUAUCAGAAAUACUUUGGAGCGACUGAUUGCGACCACGAAUUGUAAAUUCAAAGUUUAAGUUUACUUGCUCAUGCUCGAUUACUCGCUGGGUGACAAACAAAACACAGCGUGACAUGGAUUGAGCUUCGAUCUUCAUUUAUGUUCUCCGUUCUUUAGCGACAUUUGUGACAGUUUAUGCUAAGCGUUCGUUAGUUUUACGUUCGUUUGUAAGAUGUAAAAAUCAUAGCAAGGAAAAUUCUCACAUUAAGAUGGGACAAAGCCAUUCUCGACCCCAGAGCCCUUGUCUUUUAUCACGUGCCCUUACGGCGACAAGGGCUCUGGGUAACUCUGCGCAGCCGUAGCCAAAAUCUGGCUAUAUGGGUUUCACAGCGCAUGCUCGGGCAGUUGUGGUUUUAUGCAAAUUUAGAUUUGGCAGUUGUGGUUUUAUGCAAAAUUAAAUUUAGAUUUGGCAGUUGUGGUUUUAUGCAAAAUUAAAUUUUAGUUAUUAUUCUUGUGUUGCUAGUUAAGUUAAGCCAAUUUUUUCAAAGUACACGAACAAUGACGUACAGAAUGUAGCUUCUUUAAAUAUGAACAACAUACACAAGGAUACCGAAAAAAGAUUUUUUCUUUUGUAAUUGCAGCAAGACGUUAGAAAGAUGUACAAAGCCCUUUCACAGAAUGAAGAUUUUGAUGGCUUUAAGUUGGAUGAGAGGUAACAAUAGCCAUUAAAUACAAUCAUGUAUAUUGGGAGGCGUAUACAUGUAUACUGAGCAGGAGGUCUGUAUGGGAGAAUCUUGACCUUGGUCAUGAGUACUGUACAGUACCGCAAAUGAUCCCCAACCGCAAAUGAUCCCGAGACCACAAAUGAUCCCCAAAAUGGACCGCAAAUGAUCCUCGACCGCAAGUGAUCCCUAAAGUCGACCGCAAAUGAUCCCGUGAAAACUUGAGGAAUGGAAUGGAUUUUUAUGGGAGUGAUUACAAAAAAGGACUGAUUAUAAAAAAGAAACCUUUUUCUCUCGUCUUUUAAAGAAAAAGGGAAGGAGGACGCUACAUCUCAGGUCAAUUUAUACAAGGCGAAAAAAAAAAUGGAAUAAAUCUGAAAAGGAAUGGUAUUAACCGUAUACUUCUUCCUUUGUCGAUUGCUUCAAUUUUCUUUCAAGAAUGUUUCGUCUUUUGAAAAAUUUAAGACAGGCAGGACGUUACACAGAAAAAGCUCUAUUAUUUUAACGCCUAGAAGCUCAACUCUUCUACUGAGGAAUACAAGGCCGGGCACCCUCUACAUAACAAGAGCUUUAUUGACUUUACCGAUCUUUUUGAAAGCGUGAAAUUAAUCAGCCAGAAUAUUUCAUUUGAUUUUUCUCUGAAGUGUUAAUUUUACGUGAUAAACAGCAAGACAUUUGUUCGUAACUUAGGUGCCGGUUACGAAACAAGACAUGAUUUAACAUAAACACAAGUCAAAAUGUCCCCGAACUUAUCAAUGUCCACAGGUUUCGGUUUAUUUCGAAAUAGCAACUUUCUUACAUCUCAUGAACGUGUUGUGAAUAGUUAUAUUAGCGUUUUUAUGUAUAUUCAUUUGUUGUGAUUUGCCAAAGACAGUUACCAGGAAUCUAAACCUGGUAAUGAGAAACGCCAGGUAAGCGGUCUACAGUUAUUGCGUGACAAAACAUCGUACGAAACCGUCACAUUCACGGACUAAAAGAAAAUCCCUUAUGAUCAUUCGGAUUCAGGAGGCACUUUGGAGAAAAUUAAACAACCUAAAACCCUUAUUUAGCGGCAAUGAAGAGCACUGCAUUUCAAAAGAGGUCAAAGGAAAUGCUCUUGCAUCAAAGGGCAAAUCAUGCCGACCAGAAACAACAAUAACCACAGAAAAUGCGUGUCAUGUCCUCUCAGUAUGAAAUAAGCGGCAAAAAUCACAUUUGUUCAGUCAAAACGUUUUCUUCAGAGGUAUAAUCUACCCGCCAGAGCCAGAAAAAAGUCAUUGGAAUAAGCAGCAUUUUAGCAUGAGGUAAAAGUCGUAUGUUGCCUACCGACUUCGUUUUUACUCUUGAAUGAUUUUUUUAUUUAGUUUUCAAUCAUAUAUUUAUUUGAGAAGUAAAAUUUAGCUUUUAAUCUGACUUAUUGUUAUAACAAUAAAAUCGACACGAUGAUCCGCUAACUUGAGUCCACGUCAUUCCUAUUUUUCUUUCGGGAUCAUUUGCGGUCGACUUUAGGGAUCACUUGCGGUCGAGGAUCAUUUGCGGUCCAUUUUGGGGAUCAUUUGCGGUCUCAGGAUCAUUUGCGGUACUGUACAACUGUACAGACCUCCUGCUCAGUUAAGGUGGCCGAACAUAGUUUUCAGCGCGCGCUCUAAAGGCUUUGCUGAUGCUAGGCAGCGCGCGCACAAAGAUUACAAAAUAACAAACAUGGCGCCGAUAAAGCGAGGUUUAUUUGUUUUACGCCUGUGAAGUAUGUGGUAUUUUCCUUCUUAAAAUGACACACACUGUGUCAGGUUUGAUCUUUUGUUGGACUGUUAUGAAAUAAAUAUUCAGCAUAUAAAAAAUCCAGCAUUUUUUUAGGAUAUUCGCCAUUAUGCCAGAAGCCAAUCGAAUGCAGCGCAUGCGCAGUUGGACGAAAAAAUGCGAACGCAUUUUCUAGCAGAAACGCGCGGAUUUCUCAAAAAUCACUCGUUAGAAUUUCAUAAAAUUUAGCAGAAAGAUACUUUAGGAAGCAAGUAAGUGGACGAUUGCAAAAAAUUUUAAAUUUAACAGAGGAAAUUGUAAAUAAUCUAGUUUUCCUUCAACAAAGGAUAGCUCAAAAUCCCUCUGUUAAAUUAUCAUUGUAAUAGUGCUAACAUGCCUACAUUUUAACAAGUUUCUUUCAAGCAAUUAAUGAAGACAAUCUAACGACUAGAUUUUCUGCAAAUUAAUAAAACCCGAUUUUAAAGUCAUUUUUUUAUCAAGUUGCAUUGCCAUGGCAACAACACACAUGCCACCUUAACUAUCAAAAUACGAAAGCCCAUCCUUUUAUCUAAUAUCAUGCAAAGUUUAGAGACUUAGAGAUCAGUCGUUUUAGAGAAACGGUAAAUGGGGCGCAGGUAUCAUAUAAACUGUGCUCAGCCACCUUAAUAAGAGGUAAAUAUAAUAUAAAUAUACAAAUAAAUAAAUCCCAUUUUUACUUUUUUAGCUUUUUAGCAGAGGCUAACCAGACUGCCACCAAGACAAUUAUUGAGGCAGUCAUAGCUGAUCAUGGUGGCACUGAAAAUUGCCCCUGGUCUCCAGCUGAAAUGAAAGGUAACUGCACCUCCCCCUCUAUUUUAUAGUUUCUGGAACAGAGGUUCAAACCAUACAUGUAAAACAUGGUUAAUUGAUGCCUCCGAGGAGGAAUGGACACAGUUUACUGGAAACUUCCCCUGUAUUACUUUUCCAUGUUUACCUGGUCUGUCCAUAAAGAAGUUCUCUCAUAUUGGAGAGGGAGGGGGUAUGAAAAUGUAGUUCUCAGGGGCUCAUAUCACCUGACAUAAUCUUUUUGGUGUCUUAUCUUCACAUCACUGUUAAAACAUCCAUUAUCAGCUGUUCUUUUUUAUUUAUAUCAGAUGGAAUUGGGUGUUGUCAACUGAAAUGAUCACACUAUUUAUAUUUACAUUGAUAAGUCACUCUAAGGGCUGUUGGCACAAUGUAGAACACAUUCUUUCUUUUCAAUGUAAAUUUCCAUGACUUGAACAUGUACUAAUAUCAAGGACAAUUUUUUCCUGUUAAGGGGCUGCUGCGACAUACUUAAAGAGUUUGUAUGAUGCUGCCAUGAGGGCAAAAAAGGGCAAGCUGGAGGCUCACAAAGAUCUCUGCCGAAGGCAGGGAAGGAUGAGAGAUGUAAGUUGUUUCCAUUAUGAUACACUUGUACAUGCAAUAACACAUUUAUAAAGUACUAAAAAUUACCAUGAUUAGUUUUUCCUUUUGGUUGCUAAGCAUAAACAACAUCCAGUAGCAUUACUGUUUACAAGAAUAUAUGUAAAUACAUGUACACACAAAACUUGCGUGUAAGAACCUUUAUUUGUUAAGUCCAACAAAAUAGAUUCUUGCAUUUAGGGAUAGUAAUUGAAAGUUCUUAAUUUUUAUGAAGAAAUUUGUUGUUGACUAUCAGAAAAUAAAUAAACAAACUCACCGGGUAAUUUCUAACACUGCAAUCUUACACCCAAACUUUAUCAUAAAUAAAUUUAACUGUAAGCCACUUAUGAGAACCUGCCUGACCUUUCCUGGCUAAACAGGUUCAUAUAUUUUAUAAAAUUGCAAUUUUUCUGCCAGUAGGUUCUUAAAGCAGUAAGUUAUUUUACUCAGGUUUCUAACUGUAUCGUCAUGUUACAGAUACAAGCAUCUUUUGAAAGGAAACAAUUGGGGCUGCACUUGUUAACCUUGUGCUAUUUUUACUUUCCUAGAAAACUCAGAAGAGGCUGGUAACACUGAAGACCAUGCCCUGGUCAAAUGAGAAAAAGGCACAGGUUGAAGAAGCUGUAGGGAACCUAGCAUACACAAGCUCAGAUGAGUCUGACUUUUCUGAGGAUGAAAGUGGUCAGAGCAAGUUAAGCAGAUACCUUGUCAAAAGGCUUCCAUGGGAGAGGACUUCUCUAACUAAAGCUAAGAGAGAGCUUGAUGAGGCUUAUUCCAGAAGCCUCGAAUCCAAAAGGGUACACCUGGUGACAAGACGCCCGCACCCAAUGCCAUCAACAAGACGCCGACCCACUGAGCCUCUAGAAUGGGCAGUCAGGGCUGAGAAUCCAGCCCCUACACCUGGCACCCGGCCAUCUUCAUCUACAUGUACUAGAACUCCAAGUCAUCCUACGCCAGCAGUUAUACCACCCACCAGCACUCGUCCUCCUUCAUCUGGAACUCCACCUACCCGCACCCAUCCUCCUUCAUCUGGAACUCCACCUACACGCACCCAUCCUCCUUCAUCUGGAACUCAAACUACCCGCACCUGUCCUCCUUCAUCUGGAACUCCACCUAACAGCACCCAUCCUCCUUCAUCUGGAACUCCACCUUCCCGUACCCGUCCUCCAACAACUGGAAGUCCACCCACCCGCCCUUCUCCUUCAUCUUGUCCAGCAAGAACUACAACUCCAUCCCCCAGUACCAGUUCUGCCCGUCUGCCAGCAACAGUGACGCCAUCCCCCAGCACCCUUUCUUCAAGAUCUGGAACUUCGUCCCUCUUACCUGACUGUAGCUCCACUCCCAAGACAUCCAAACCAAAAAAAAAUUUAAAGUCAAAAAAGGACGUGGCCCAUAGGCGUUCUGCUUCGCCAGCUUAUUGA